AGCGAACAGAAGAAAAGAGAGACUUAGAAAUGUCAUCUCCGCCUGAGAAUUUGAAUCAUAAUGCGACGUCACUAGGGGCUUCAGCUCUCACCAAUGAGUUAUGGUUGAGAGGCACCACCGUGGCACCGUCUGGCGGCGUGGCAUCGCAGGAAGUGGAGGACUUCCGUUCCUACGCCCACUACAAGAUUAGCUCAGAAAGGGUUUGCAAUACCACGACGGCCAUGAUCGACAGAGACGAGUCGUCGGCCGCCAGCGGCGGCGGAGGCGAGCAGGGCGGAAGGAGGAACUUGGCACCGGGGGCGGAGGAGAGGCGAAUCAACAGGAUAGGAGGAGAGCAUCCCGGAGGACGGGAAGCUGGGGAAGGAAGGAGGGAGGAGGAAGCAGCAGUCGCCGCCGUAGGGAGGGUGACAGGAGGAGGAGCAGGAGGAGCAGGAGGAGGAAGAGGAGGAGCAGGAGAAGGAGAAGAAGGAGCGAGAGGCACGGCUCCUCUUCCUAAUAACAACAAUGGGGACAUUGUUGUCUCGCCCGGGAGGGAGGCCAGACUCAACGAGGCUUGCAAUGGAACCGCCCACGGUCAUACAGAGCCUGGAACAGGAGGAGGAAUGAAAGGGCGAGGAACCAGUGUUGGGGGAGGAGGAGGAGGAGGAGCAGGAGGAGGAGGGAGAACUCUAAGGCCUCACUCGACACCGGCCACCCUGAUGUGGCUGGAGGAGAAUUACGAAAUGGCAGAGGGCGUCUGUAUCCCCAGGAACACCCUCUACCUCCACUACGUCGACUUCUGCGAGAAGAAAGGUCUCCAGCCCGUCAACGCCGCCAGCUUCGGAAAGAUCAUCAGGCAGCAGUUUCCUGGCCUGACGACCAGACGACUGGGAACGCGCGGCCAGAGUCGUUACCACUACUACGGCAUCGCUAUACGCGAAGGCUCCAUCUACUACGAGAUCCACUACAGUAAAAAAGGCAACUCCAGCGGCGAGAUAAAGAAGGAAUCCGUAAAACAGAUGGCGUUGUUUCCAGGUAGAGGGAAACUUUCGACCGUCUUGCCCGAGUUUCCUUCCCUCAAGGACAUCUUGCUCCCUCCUCAUGUGGCCCCUGACAAGGUGGCCACGUUCGUGAUGAUGUACAGAACUCACUGCCAAAGAAUUCUCGACACCGUCAUCAGAGCGAGCUUCGACGAGAUCCAAAGCUUCCUGGUCCACUUCUGGCAGGGGAUGCCGCCCCACCUCGUCAGCAUCCUCGGCUCCAACGUCCUCGUGAAUCUCGUGGGAGUCUGCGACUCCAUCCUCUACAGAGCCGUCUGCAGCGUCCUAAUGCCGUCUGUUCUACAGGCUAUUCCAGACAGCCUGACCCAGGUCAUCCGGAAGUUCACCCACGACCUGGAUUCCUGGCUACGGGUGGCCUUGGAUGACCUCCCACAUAACCUGAGACAAGUUAAAAUCGACCUGGCCUGCCGCUUCUCCAGGAUGCUGAGGCGCCAGACGUCGCUGAACCACCUGUGCCAGGCCUCCAGAAUGGUGCUGCACGCGCCGGACAUCACCCAGCAGAUGCUGCACGACUGGCGCCAGGUCGACCUCGAAGCCAUCACUCGACAGACGGUCUACUCGAUGGACAAGCACACCACCAACGGAGUCACUGUGGAGCUCAUCAUGAAUUUGUACAGCGAAUUUGAGCGACUGCUGGAGGAGGGCGCGCCCUUGGAGGCCUACAGCGAGUGGUUGGAAGCGAUGGUGGAGAGAUGCGUCCUCCUGGGGGCACGGAGGAACAAAGCUGCUAUCCACAAGGUGGCCCACUCGUUUCUCCUGAUGUGGUCCUGCUUCGGCACGAGAGUCAUCAGGGACAUGACGCUCCAUUCAGCUCCAAGUUUCGGCUCCUUCCAUUUGUUGCACCUGAUGUUCGACGACUACGUCUUGUAUUUGGUGGAAUCCCUCCAUGCCGAGGAGAAGGCUCGCGAACUCCUCAACAACAUCGCCACCGACACUCCUCCAGAUUGCUCCGACCCCGGAUUUGGAGAUCCAGAUAACGAGGACAGCUUGCACGCCCUCUCCUUCCUCAUGGGCGGCUCCACUACCAUCGGACCACAGACCGUGAAUCCUUCCAACACCCCUGCGCUGUCGCCCAAUUCGCACAUGGCCCACGAUCUGCACAUCUCGCCCACUCCCAAUACUGUUCUAGGGUUGGACGGAGGCCUUGUGGAAGAUGAUGGCAGCAUGGACUACAUCUCCUCAGGGGUGCCACCUUCAGCAGGAGUGACAGGCCAUGGCGAGACCUCAGGCCCGGCUCAGACGACGCCCGUUGCUGUGACAACGGCUGCUGCCGCUGCAGGGGCUCCUCCAGCACCCCCAUCAGUGUCAGCAACUUCAGCGCCUCCUACGGGCGGGAGCGGAGGUGGUGCAGGCGCAACGGCAAUAGGAGGUGACUAUUACAGUUAUGACUAUGACGCUGCUCGAAGUUACCGAAUUCCGUCUACCCUCGUUGGAAGAAACUACCUCUACCCACCUACGUCUAUUGCUAUUAACCAGUACUACCAAGAUGGAACCAGCAUCGACGUGAGCUCGAGCGAUGACAGAUCUCGAGGAAAUUCGACAGUCGUCAGCGGAAGUGGAGCCUCUGUUGGAAGUGGUGGGAAUCUCUUGCAUGGUGGAGGAGGAGGAGGAGGAGGAAGUGGCGAGGGAGGAGGAGGAGGAGGUAACACAGUAGGAGGAGGAGACCCUCUUGUGUAUGGAAAUCUCAGAGGUAGUGAUACUUACGUCGACUGCUCAACAGUCUACUAUCCGGACCAGUCUAUUCUGUACUCCACCAACUAUUACCAGACGUACGAUCCCUCUUAUUAUACGAAUAGGUUUAAGCCCAAAGACGUGGAAGGAUAGUGAAGGAACCAGCAUGCUAAUCCAGACGGAAGUUUUCGCACCUGAUGCCGCUCUGAAACGGUCCGAGAAUUUGAGAAAGCGUCCACUACUGCAUUGGAGAGGAAACAGAGACACGGCCAAAAAUGAGGAUUAGUACUGAUGAAAACGAAAGUGCGGAGAGAGAGAGAGAGAAAGAAAAACUAUAUCCUAAAGAAAUGUGCGAGGAGGAGAAAGAGAGAUAGUUUAAAGUGAAUGAAAACUAAACUCACCUUAAGGAGAGGUGAAUGUGAAUAUACUGACGUGGCCCGCUGCGUCGAAUUCGUGAUACAUUCCUCAGCUGUGUGAUAUUCUGGGGAACUGGUUUCAUCACGGCACGCUUUUACAGAAUUAUCGAUGCUCAUCUGACCCUUGGGAUGAUAGCAUUAACAGCAGCAUCCACGAAUCUCGAGAAUGACAGUUGUUUUUGGACGUAGACAAGAACUCGGGGUUUACGAGAGCUGAAACACGUGUAGUACUAUCGACGUACCUUCAUAUCCUGUAAGAUUAAAAACCUGGCGCUCUAUUCCCAUUUCUCUGAGUGGUCGUUCUUUGUUUACAAUGGCCUGUCGUUAUUCAUCUGUUUUAAAUCUUUUACAUUUGGACAUAUCGCUCUCUGUUUUCUGAUUUUACCCUAGACUCACGCUAAAUCCAAUAAUCAAAGCGGAAACUAGCCUACACCUUCGAUACUUCGUAAGGUAAUAAGAAUAAAACAAUUGCUAAACACCUGCUUUAUUUUUUUUUUUUUUUUUUUGUCACGCUAUUAAAGCAUGAAUCAGACAUGAUGACAAAAAUCACUUACAAAGUUUGACUUGCUGUAUCUAUGUCUACGUCAA
Macrobrachium nipponense is the source of this 3715-nucleotide messenger RNA. Its product is annotated as transcription factor RFX4-like. NCBI's taxonomy places the organism in Eukaryota, Metazoa, Arthropoda, Malacostraca, Decapoda, Palaemonidae. Gene Ontology annotation, biological process: regulation of transcription by RNA polymerase II. The coding region runs from base 30 to 2864 and encodes 944 amino acids. The transcript is spliced from 16 exons. Gene Ontology annotation, molecular function: RNA polymerase II cis-regulatory region sequence-specific DNA binding; DNA-binding transcription factor activity, RNA polymerase II-specific. The record is from RefSeq and is a predicted model, not a curated record.